AAUACCUGAUAUUGGGUAUUUACAGAUAAAAGAAGUUUAUUUUGCUCAUGAUUCUGGGUCAGCUCCAUCUGGCGUGGGCCCCAGGCCACUUCCACUCAUGGAGGAAAGUGGCAGGGCAGCCAGAGGGUGUGAGAAGAUCACAUGGGUAAGAAGUGUGUCUGCACAGCUCACCAACACCCGGCACCAUCGGAACACAUCCGUAGGAACACCAUUUUGGAUGGCUCCUGAGGUGAUUGCCUGUGAACAGCAACUAGAUACCACUUAUGAUGCCAGAUGUGACACUUGGUCCCUGGGCAUCACAGCCAUUGAGCUGGGUGAUGGCGAUCCUCCGCUAGCUGAUCUACAUCCAAUGAGAGCACUCUUCAAAAUACCAAGGAAUCCACCCCCAAAACUGAGGCAGCCUGAGCUGUGGUCAGCAGAAUUCAAUGACUUCAUUAGCAAGUGCUUGACUAAAGAUUAUGAAAAUCGUCCAACAGUGUCAGAUCUUUUGCAGCAUAAAUUCAUUACUCAAAUUGAGGGCAAAGAUGUGAUAUUACAAAAACAACUAAUGGAAUUCAUUGAUAUUCAUCAGUGCAUGGGAGGCACAGAAAAGGCCAGACAUGAACGUAUUCACACCAAGAAAGGUAACUUCAGCAGAUCUCUGAUUUCCAGUCUGAAGGAUGUAGACGAUUUAGCAACCCUAGAAGUUUUGGAUGAGAAUACAGUUUCAGAGCAACUCGAGAAGUGUUAUUCCAGAGAUCAGGUCUAUGUCUAUGUGGGAGAUAUACUCAUUGCUCUUAAUCCUUUUCAGAGUCUGGGUCUUUAUUCCACAAAGCAUUCUAGACUAUAUAUUGGAUCAAAGAGAACUGCCAAUCCUCCUCACAUUUUUGCAAUGGCUGACUUAGGAUAUCAGUCUAUGGUAACAUAUAGUUCAGAUCAGUGCAUUGUUAUUUCUGGAGAAAGUGGUGCUGGAAAGACUGAAAGUGCUCACCUUUUAGUUCAACAGCUGACGGUGCUUGGAAGGGCUAAUAACAGAGUCCUGCAAGAGAAGAUUUUACAAGUGAACAAUUUGGUGGAAGCCUUUGGCAAUGCCUGCACUAAUAUCAAUGACAAUUCCAGCCGAUUUGGAAAAUACUUAGAAAUGAAAUUUACCUCUUCUGGAACUGUAGUGGGAGCACAGAUUUCUGAAUACCUUUUGGAAAAGUCCCGAGUUAUCCACCAAGCUAUUGGAGAAAAAAAUUUUCAUAUUUUUUACUACAUUUACGCUGGUUUAGCAGAAAAAAAGAAACUAGCCCAUUACAAAUUGCCUGAAAAUAAGCCUCCCAGGUACCUACAAAAUGACCACCUCAGAACAGUACAGGACAUAAUGAAUAAUAGCUUUUAUAAAUCCCAGCAUGAAUUAAUUGAGCAGUGUUUCAAAGUCAUAGGAUUUACAAUGGAGCAACUUGGAAGCAUAUACAGUAUACUCGCUGCAAUCUUGAAUACUGGAAACAUUGAAUUUUCUUCUGUGGCAACAGAACAUCAAAUUGACAAGAGCCACAUUUCCAAUCAUACAGCUUUGGAGAAUGCUGCUUCUUUGCUUUGCAUUCAGGCAGAUGAGCUACAAGAAGCUCUCACCUCCCACUGUGUGGUCACUAGAGGAGAAACAAUUAUACGGCCCAAUACUGUAGAAAAAGCUACUGAUGUCAGAGACGCCAUGGCUAAAACUUUAUAUGGACGUCUCUUUAGUUGGAUAGUCAAUCGCAUUAACAGUUUGUUGAAGCAUGACACAUCACCAAGUGGAAAUGGUGAUGAGCUGAGCAUUGGCAUUCUAGAUAUAUUUGGCUUCGAAAAUUUCAAAAAAAAUUCAUUUGAGCAGCUGUGCAUUAACAUUGCCAAUGAGCAAAUUCAGUAUUACUUUAAUCAACACGUGUUUGCAUGGGAACAGAAUGAAUACCUAAAUGAAGAUGUUGAUGCUAGAGUUAUCGAAUACGAAGAUAACCGGCCUCUCUUAGAUAUGUUUCUGCAGAAGCCAAUGGGUUUACUGUCCCUACUAGAUGAAGAAAGUAAAUUUCCCAAGGCCACUGACCAGACUCUUGUAGAAAAAUUUGAAGUUCACCUGAAAUCACAGUACUUCUGGAGACCCAAAAGAAUGGAACUUAGUUUUGGAAUUCACCAUUAUGCAGGAAAGGUCCUCUACAGUGCAAGUGGGUUCUUAGCUAAAAAUAGAGACACUCUUCCAACUGAUAUUGUACUACUUUUGAGGUCAUCUGAAAACAGUGUAAUUCGGCAACUAGUCAACCACCCUCUGACAAAAACAGGUAAUCUGCUACAUUCUAAAACUAAAAAUAUAAUAAACUAUCAAAUGAGGACUUCAGAAAAAUCAAUCAACCUGACAAAGGGUGAAACUGGAGAAGCCACACGUCAUGCCAGAGAGACAACCAACAUGAAAACACAAACAGUUGCAUCAUAUUUUAGGUAUUCCCUGAUGGAUUUGUUAUCUAAAAUGGUAGUGGGCCAACCUCAUUUUGUCCGUUGCAUCAAACCAAAUAAUGAGCGUCAGGCAAGAAAAUAUGACAAAGAGAAAGUUCUGCUACAGCUUCGCUACACAGGAAUUCUGGAAACAGCAAGAAUUCGAAAGCUAGGAUACUCACAUCGGAUACUUUUUGCUAAUUUUAUAAAGCGGUACUAUGUUCUCUGCUACAAGUCCAGCGAAGAACCCCCAGUGAGUCCUGACACCUGUGCCACCAUUUUGGAAAAAGCUGGUCUUGAUAACUGGGCUCUUGGAAAAACAAAAGUGUUCCUUAAAUAUUAUCAUGUGGAACAGUUAAAUCUAAUGCGAAAGGAAGCCAUUGACAAGCUUAUUUUGAUUCAAGCCUGUGUCAGAGCAUUCUUGGGUUCAAGAAGAUACCAAAAAAUACAGGAAAAAAGGAAAGAAAGCGCUAUAAUAAUACAGUCAGCUGCAAGAGGAUAUCUAGUCAGAAAACAAAGAAAAGAAAUUGUUAACAGGAAAAGCACACCAGUAACAACCAUUCAGGCUCAUGAUCAGGAAUUUGACUAUAAGAAAAACUUUGAAAAUGAAAGGGAAUCUUUUAUGAAGAAACAAACAGAAAAUGCUGUCUCUGAUAACGAAAUAGUCAUUCCAGCUCCAAAUAAUAACGGAAAUACAUCUGCAGUGAAGACUUCUACUUUCAGAGCUGAAGAGGAAGCCACAAAUGCUGUUGAGAGUAACAACAGAGAAUAUCAAACUCAGAAAAAAAUGAAUAAUGUGUAUGGGGAAGAGGCUAAGCAAGAACUGGAUCUCAUGGGGGACCCUUGGGCAGAAGCAAGACCCAAACAGAAGUUUAACAAAGACCUCCAAGAGAACAGUAAGACAAAGAAAACAGAACAGGAGGAUGCCGUGAUCCAGAGUUACUAUCAGAGAUACACAGAAGAAAGGAAUUUUGAAGGUUCAAAGACAGCAUAUCUAGAAAGGAAGGGCAUAUCAGAAAGGCCAAGCUACCCAGGGCUUUGCUUGGCCAAGAAUGAGACUUCUUUAAAAAAAACUCUGGAACCUCGUCUUAGCCAAAGGUCAGUUUAUCAAAAUGCAAAUAGCAAGAAAAAAGGAAAAAAAACAUCUGUAGUUACCCAGAAUGCAUCGAUAUGCAGCCAGGAGAGAAGCUGCCUGAGGCAUGGGACAGUCAAAGAGAGGCAAGUUGAACCAAUGAUACAGGCCCAGGAAGAAGAAGAUAAAGCAGCAGUGUUCAUUCAGAGCACAUACCGGGGUUACAAGAGAAGGCAGCAACUAAGAAAGGACAAGAUGUCUCCUUCUUUUAAGAAUCAAAAGAUUGUUGCAACACCAACAGAAGUAGCAAGAAACACUCACAGUUUGUAUUCCUAUCCCACAAAACAUGAGGAAACUUUUAACAUCAAGAUGAAGAAUGACAAAGACUCAAAAGCAAUUUCAGAAAAAGCAGCAUGUGAUAUGGCAAUUUUUUCAAAACAGAUAUCAAAGUUAUCUGAAGAAUAUUUCAUUCUGCAGAAAAAAUUGAAUGAAAUGAUUGUGUCACAGCAACUGAAGCCACUUUAUCUGGGUGUCUAUCCCCAUAAGCCAGUAACUAGACGGGUUCCUCCUCAGCAAUGUCUCUCAG
This is a messenger RNA of Galeopterus variegatus (Sunda flying lemur), 4088 nucleotides long. It is a transcript of the gene MYO3A, whose product is annotated as myosin IIIA. The annotation marks the transcript as partial. Lineage: Eukaryota; Metazoa; Chordata; Mammalia; Dermoptera; Cynocephalidae. Gene Ontology annotation, biological process: protein phosphorylation. Gene Ontology annotation, molecular function: cytoskeletal motor activity; protein kinase activity; protein binding. The transcript has 26 exons. The record is from RefSeq and is a predicted model, not a curated record. Gene Ontology annotation, cellular component: myosin complex.